GUAGGAAAGUCAAUGUCUGAAUUUAAUCCCUUCCCGAAAGUGAGAAUUAUCCUUGCAUGAGAACGAGUGCGUUGAUACGUAAUGCAGAGCAUGCAAGCUGUUAACAUGGAUGAUAUGCAAUCCACCGGGAACGAAUCGGGGAUCGAUCUCUCCUACGACAUGGUUGUGGAGAUAGACACUACCCAACUGGGGGAUCGAUGUCCAGAUUUUGCCGUCCUUUCAGCGGAUGGCAAAUCAUUGAAUCUUUACGAGAUUCAAUCCAAACCAGCAUCAACAGCCAACUCCAAAACUCGCAAAAUCUGA
Messenger RNA from Notodromas monacha, 303 nucleotides. The record is from the annotation of a GenBank genome assembly. Lineage: Eukaryota; Metazoa; Arthropoda; Ostracoda; Podocopida; Cyprididae.